This is a messenger RNA of Phaeodactylum tricornutum CCAP 1055/1, 526 nucleotides long. RefSeq lists its product with no specific name. The coding region runs from base 1 to 420 and encodes 139 amino acids. The transcript has a single exon. Gene Ontology annotation, cellular component: nucleus. Lineage: Eukaryota; Bacillariophyta; Bacillariophyceae; Surirellales; Neidiaceae. The record is from RefSeq and is a predicted model, not a curated record. Gene Ontology annotation, molecular function: protein serine/threonine phosphatase inhibitor activity; protein phosphatase 1 binding.
AUGAAUCCGCGAACAGAAGCAACAGCUCAGACAGAACCUUCUUCCUCCAUUGAUGCAUCCGAAAUGUCUGCGCAGCAACAUGGAAGGGAUUCAACAGGAGGAACAGCUACAGUUCGUAAUCCGACUGGAUCGGUCACGAUGACGGUAACGGAUGCAGCGACAACGCGGCAUGAACCGGAGCCGUUGGUUCUAACCCUCCAGGCACACCCUUCGGUAAGAUGGGAAAAUGACGUCAUCGAUAAUGAAGGUAUGGGACGCAAGUCGUCGAAAAGGUGCUGCAUUUUUCACAAACAACGGCCGUUUGAUGAGAGUUCUACUGAUUCAUCUGAUCAAGACGGCAACGACGACCGAGACAAGAGAAAAAUUGCGCGCCCGAAGAAGAGUAAGGAAGUACCGGACUUUCAAAGAUAUCAUGCCUAAUCUUUUGCCUCAACCCUUUGACGGAAUAUGUGCUUAAGUUUGCGUGGGACAGGUUUCGAUGAAUGUGAAAUCAGUUAACAGAUAAUAGAACGAUGUCUUUUUAUUG